Anopheles stephensi (Asian malaria mosquito) is the source of this 4212-nucleotide messenger RNA. It is a transcript of the gene trbd, whose product is annotated as ubiquitin thioesterase trabid. Gene Ontology annotation, biological process: protein K33-linked deubiquitination; protein deubiquitination involved in ubiquitin-dependent protein catabolic process; positive regulation of Wnt signaling pathway. NCBI's taxonomy places the organism in Eukaryota, Metazoa, Arthropoda, Insecta, Diptera, Culicidae. Gene Ontology annotation, molecular function: cysteine-type deubiquitinase activity; K63-linked polyubiquitin modification-dependent protein binding. The coding region runs from base 489 to 2855 and encodes 788 amino acids. The transcript is spliced from 6 exons. The record is from RefSeq and is a predicted model, not a curated record. Gene Ontology annotation, cellular component: nucleus; cytoplasm.
AUUACGUAAACUGUCAAGUAAAACUUCAACAAACAAGGAAAAAUCCCAAAGCAAGAUGAGAAUACGAUGAUUUCGUAAAUAAAUCAUCGAGAAAUCUAAAUACUACAUGGAUACAAGGUGUUUGUAAAGUUGUUCCCUCCUUCCGCUAAACCUUAGUUCUCUAGUGAGCGCUAAAGCAGUCCUUGUGCUCGAUGGUGUGUUCGUAGCUGUGAACCCAGUGAAAUCGUGCUGGCGCAACUGUAGUGGAUGGCACAAUAGUCGAAAAAAAGUUGGCUAAUAUCGUUCGAUAUUUAGAGGGGCACUUUGGUGCUGGUGCUGGUGCUGCUGCUGCUGCUGUUGCUCCACUGUGCGUGCUAUUUUUGUUCGCUGCCGAAAGCUCAGACGGCAGUUCCAGCUGACGGUGUACAAAGGACAACGAUAGCAGGGUACUAAAAAUCAUCCUUUUCGGUUCGGCGUUUGAAUCGGUGGUGUGCGGUGGGAUUGCUAGUAUGUCGGGUUCGUCGUCCACGAACAAGCCAGACCAACAGCAUCCAGAACGGGAAACUGAACAGCAGCAAGAACAACAACAGCAACAAUCGUCGCAGCAACAACAACAACCACCACCACCACAACAACAACAGCAGCAGCAAGAUGAAACACAACAGCAGGAGCAACACUGUUCCCAGCAGCAGCCGAAAUGGGUGUGUGAAUACUGUACGUACGAAAACUAUCCGUUGUCUCUCAAAUGCAUCAUGUGCACAGGCCCGAAACCGCUUCUUAAGGAGGAUAUAUUUCGUUUAAGCCCAACGCAACAGCUCAGCGCUACGAACCGAUCGAACCCAAAUCUAGCAAGCGGUGCCGCAACAAUCACAGAACAGCUCGAUUCCAGUCAGCGAUGGCCAUGCGCAGCAUGUACCUACCUGAACCUUCCCCACAGCAGGCGCUGUCUGCAGUGCGACACCCUGCGAAAGGAGGACCUGAAUGCGAUGCAGCAACCAGCGUCUCCUCCAAAAGUGAUAAGCGAGUACGAUAGCAUUAGCGAUCAGCUGAAUGCGAUGAACAUUUGCCGCAGUGCCAGCCCGGGAGAUGACGGCACCGUGUGCACGAGCGGUACUGCGGGAAAGCGCAACAAUCGUAACAAUUCACCGGCAUCGGGUGCAUCGUACGGGUCCAGCUCCCGGCUAGCGACGCACGACAGCGAACCGAUCGGAAAAGGCUGUGCGAGUGAUGUGAAACACUCACCCUCUCCCGUGUCCUCGUCGCCCGGCAAUACGAUGGGUCGUGCGGUGGCCAGCUCACCCGUCAACACCGGCAAAUGGUACUGCUCGCUUUGUACGUACGAAAACUGGCCGAAAUCGCUCAAGUGUUCGAUGUGUUUGCAUGCGCGUGAAACCGGCAGCAGUAAUACGGGCAGCAGAAGCAGUAAUCAGGCGGCGGCUAAAGCGUCCCCCGAGCAUGACGAGAACAGCGUCAGCAACGUGGCCAGUAACAUCAUGGUAAACAACAAGCGUAAUCAACAGUUUGUAGGACACGCGGACACGAUGAACAAUAUGGAUGCGUGCAAGCAGGAACGCUAUCUGCAGCUACUCCGACGGCAGCCAGACUGGGAUUGGUUGAAUGCGUGCGUCGGCAUAGCGGAAAACAAUAUCGGAGCGGUGGAAGCGUACCUGGAGUGUGGCGGUGAUCCGAGCCGAGCCCUUACCUCGGCCGAAGCGUUUCUGAUCAGUCGCAACAACUGUGCGUUCGAUGUGGGCCACACGCUGAUUCAUCUGGCGAUACGGUUUCAUCGGGACGAGAUGUUGCCACUGCUGUUGGCACAAAUUUCCGGCUCGGGUCCCGGUAUCAAGCGGGUGCCGGCGUACAUUGCACCGGAUCUUGCCAGCGACAUACGGCGCCAUUUUGCGCAAUCGCUCCGGAUACGGAAGUCGUCGUUCAACUGCCAGUUUGUGCAUGAGCAUGCCACCUUUUCGCUGCCGGCCGACAUCGAGGAGCUACCGCUGGUGCUGCAGGAGCAGCUGUACGAGGAGUUGCUGGAUAAGGACGCGCAAAAGCAGCUGGAAAUGGCACCACCGGCAUUGAACUGGUCGCUGGAAAUUACUGACCGGCUCGGUUCGCGGUUGAUGGUGCUGUGGAAUCGGAGCGCGGGCGACUGUUUGCUCGAUUCCGUCAUGCAGGCUACCUGGGGUGUGUUUGACCGUGAUAAUACUCUCCGUCGAGCGUUGGCCGAUAGUUUACACCAGUGCAGCCACAUAUUCUAUCCCCGCUGGAAAGAGAACGAACUGUUUCAGGCGGCUUUGCUCCAGUACACCGUCGGUGAGAUGCAGCUGGAGAAGGACUGGAACACGCUACUGUCCCUAGCUAGUCACCCAGGCUCAUCGCUCGAGCAGCUGCACAUCUUUGCCCUCGCCCACAUCAUGCGCCGACCGAUCAUCGUGUACGGCGUGAAGUACGUGAAAAGCUUUCGCGGUGAGGACAUCGGCUUUGCCCGGUUCGAGGGCGUCUAUCUGCCGCUGCUGUGGGAGCAAAGCUUCUGCAUUACGUCGCCGAUCGCGCUCGGCUACACCCGGGGACACUUUAGUGCGCUCGUGCCGACCGAACCGUACUCGCGGAUCGAUGCCACCCGGGACGACCGGGAAGACAUUACCUUUUUGCCUCUGAUGGACUGUGAGCUGAAGCUGCUGCCGAUACACUUUUUGACCAAAAACGAGAUUGGUCGCGAAGAGAUGCUGCUCCGCCAGUGGUUGGAAGUGUGCGAAACGGAGGGAGGACUGGUGGUCGCACAGCAGAAGCUUCACAAACGUCCACUAUUAGUCGCUCAGCUGCUUGAAGAAUGGCUUAAUCACUACCGUAGGAUAGCGAUCUCGAGGCUGUUUUAAAAUAGAAAUCGUUCUAAUGUGCUAGCGUCGUACAGUGUGGCGGAACCGUGCGUGUCCUGUACGACCGUAUGUGUACUGGCGCUAGUUUGGCAGGCUUUAAAAUUAAAACGCUUCCGAGCUAAUCUUUUCACGCCUAGUCCUGUUGCACGGGUCAUCUGCGAAAAAUGCUUAUCAUUCGUGAUUAUUAUCUUCGUGAUCUACGGUGAGUUGGUUGCUUUGUUUGAAUAGCUCUGUUUUGCUUUCCUUUCCUAUCAAAGCGAGCACGUUGGUCCGUGGCUUUUCGUCCCUGGGGCGGGAUUUGUUUCACUAUAACAUUGGCACAAGCGAUGUACACAAUUGGUGUACAGAUUGCUGUGAGUGUGGAAACAUUAAUCUAUAGCUGUGAAAAUGAGUAAAAGAAGAAAAAAACUAUGAAGCCGUUUAAAUGACCCUUAAGGGCUCAAACGAUAUCGUUUUACAAAAACAUAAAGCAGUUACAACACACCUUAAAGCAUCCGGUGCUUCACCAUUACUCUAUUCUUAUCAAAGCCGUAUCAAGAGAGUAUAUUUUUGUAUCGAUUUUUUCUCCACCCAAUAGUAAGUAUUCAUUCCUAUUGUGUGUGUGUGCGCGCACCAUGGCGUGGCUUCGUUUAAAAUAACCAGUGUUUAAUGCCCAUCGUGUCUCGGUACACGGUUAAAAUGGUAGGUUUUCUUUCAGCCGGAUUACACUACCUUCCUAAUAUCGUUCAACCAAUCUACUUACCCCGGUUUUUGAGGCACGCAAUGCGCCUUUGUUUUAACGCGAAUCAAUCGUAAUUAAUAUCUCAAAUCAAAAGCGUCAAGAAUCUGUUUGCCGUGAGUGUUAGGAAGAAGGGGUUCAGCAUAAAAGUCAAUUUUCCGGGUUAAACUCAAACCGGGCAAGAAAGCGGUUCAACAUUAGAAGAGCUUUAGAUAUUUCUGUUCUACCACACGAAAUCAUGAUGGCACGACACGAACGCGCAGGGAAUAAAGAAAAAAAGGUUAACCGUUGGUAAAGGAAAUGUUAAAAUUACACCAAGGCACCGGUCACAGCCAUCGUGACACCGUGGCAAGCGAGCGUGAGAAAAGCGUUAGUAAGGAAGUUGGCAUGAAUUACGAUAGAUAGAUGCAUUAAUGGGAAAUGGUAUGAAAUUCAACUACCAUCGUUAUUUUCCGUAUGUUCCGUGUGCGUGUGUCAAACACAGUAUAAUAUACAAGUAAUAGAUAAGGCAAAUGGGGGGGAAGUGCGCUCACGAACCGAACAAUAAUAUAAUGAAUUAUAUUCUAACAGUCAUGCGCAAACGGUGAGUAUAUAGCGUAUAGCGGAAGGCAUCAUUUUGCUUAGCAUUGAGUUACAAAA